Messenger RNA from Silurus meridionalis, 3409 nucleotides. RefSeq names its product molybdenum cofactor synthesis 1 (gene mocs1). The record is from RefSeq and is a predicted model, not a curated record. Lineage: Eukaryota; Metazoa; Chordata; Actinopteri; Siluriformes; Siluridae. Bases 36 to 2294 code for a protein of 752 amino acids. Gene Ontology annotation, molecular function: cyclic pyranopterin monophosphate synthase activity; metal ion binding; 4 iron, 4 sulfur cluster binding. Gene Ontology annotation, biological process: Mo-molybdopterin cofactor biosynthetic process. The transcript is spliced from 11 exons.
GUUCAGACUUGGAGCUGGAACUGUGUACUUGAGAGAUGGCCUUUUACAGCGGCCGGUGUGGCCGAGUUUUCUCCACACACGCACUGCUUUCUUUGCGGAGAGUGGAAGUGUCCUGCACAGAGCAUGGGGGUAAAUAUUAUUCUGGGGCGACCCGGGUAGAGAACCAGGUUCAAGCGGCGAGGACUUCUUCACCUUAUACCCCUAAUGCAGCCUCCAGCGUGAACCUGCAACAGCAGCGUGGGCAGGAAUUAACUGUAACAAGUGGUCAGAGGCAGGUUUUAAAGGACGUCCUACCGUUCUCAGAAUUCCUCACGGACACUUUUGGGAGAAGACACAAUUAUUUGCGGAUUUCCCUUACAGAAAAAUGCAACCUCCGCUGUCAGUACUGCAUGCCAGAAGAAGGGGUGAAGCUGAGUCCAAAAGAACAGCUCUUAUCUACCGAGGAGGUGCUGACCCUGGCUCGACUAUUUGUGCGAGAAGGGGUGGAGAAGAUCCGCCUGACUGGAGGAGAACCCCUUAUCCGCCCUGACGUCCUCCAUAUAAUUGCGGAAAUGAGGAAAAUGGAUGGUCUAAAGACGAUCGCUGUAACUACUAAUGGCCUGAACCUCUCCAGGCUGCUGCCAGGUUUAAAGAAAGCUGGAGUGAACUUGCUCAACGUCAGUCUAGACUCAUUAGUGCCAGCCAAGUUUGAGUUCAUCGUUAGACGCAAAGGUUUCCAUAAGGUGAUGGAAGGUAUUGAUAAGGCCAUUGAAUUGGGUUAUAAUCCAGUUAAGGUGAACUGCGUGGUAAUGAGGGGUCUGAAUGAAGAUGAGUUGCUGGACUUUGUGAAUCUGACCGAGAGGAAACCUCUGGAUGUGCGCUUCAUAGAGUACAUGCCCUUUGAUGGCAAUAAGUGGAAUUUCAGGAAGAUGGUGAGUUAUGCAGAGAUGCUGGACCGCAUUAAGCAGCAAUGGCCUAGUCUGGAGCCGCUUCCUGGGGAAGAGACGGGGACCGCCAAGGCUUUCAGGGUACCAGGAUUUCAGGGCCAGCUGGGCUUUAUCACCUCCAUGUCAGAUCAUUUCUGCGGCUCCUGCAACCGUCUACGCAUCACAGCUGAUGGCAACCUGAAGGUGUGUUUGUUCGGAAACUCCGAGGUGUCUUUGAGAGACUGUCUGCGCUCCGGAGCAUCUGACGAAGAACUUCUGCAGAUUAUAGGAGCUGCAGUGGGCCGGAAGAAAAAACAGCACGCUGGCAUGUUCAGUAUAUCCCAGAUGAAGAACAGGCCAAUGAUCCUCAUCGCUGAAGAAGGCAGUCGGUCUGCAACGGUGCCGAGCAGUGAGCACAGGAGGUAUCCGGUUCCUACUUUCCUCACUCCUCUGCCAGGCCGAGUACUGCCGCGCUCGGAGAUCCUGUCCUUUCUACAUAACAGUGUUGAUGAGGCUAGUGAUGACUUCAACAACAGCACUUUGAUGACAAAUGCACCAGCUUCAACAAACUCUGGCAUCUCUUUGGAAAAUGUUUACCAUGGCCAUCAGGGAAGGAAGCAAGUUUUCCCAGAGGAAAUCUACAGUAACACAAUUCCUGAUUUUGAGUACGCUUCCACUUGUGAACCACGCACAGUUCGAUUUGCACGUCUCAGACAAGCACACAGACUUGUUGGCUCUCUCAGGCACCACUCGGUGAGGGACAGCCAGUCUUUUUCCACGUCUCUUCUCAGCACUUUAUUCCUCAAACGGAAACACAUAAUGCAGCCGAUUGUAAGGGAGUGUCAUAAACAAAAGGAUGCUUGCGAUGGCUUUAGAGAAUCACAUAGCACCCCAAACCUAGAUGAACCCUCUGACCAGCUGACCCACACUGACGUGCAUGGCAGAGCCUCGAUGGUGAACGUCGGCGAUAAAGCGGUGACACGUCGUACUGCCACAGCAAGCGCUCGCAUCCUACUAGGCUCCAAGGCUUUCAGCCUGGUCCGGGCUAACCAGAUAGCUAAGGGUGAUGCCUUGGCAGUCACGCAGCUAGCGGGCAUCAUGGGCGCUAAGCAAACAUCUGCCCUCAUUCCAUUGUGCCACCCUGUAUCGCUCGACCACACCUCCGUCAGUGUGGAGCUCCUGGAAGAAGGUCACGUCGCUGUUGUAUUGGCAACAUGCCGAACAACAGGACGCACCGGAGUGGAAAUGGAGGCUCUGACUGCAGCAUCAGUCGCUGCGCUGACACUCUAUGACAUGUGUAAGGCAGUGAGUCGAGAUAUAGUUAUAACUGACAUCAAACUUCUGAGUAAAACCGGAGGACAACGGGGCGAUUUUCAUCGCACCGCAUAAUACACAUGCAGAUCAUCCGUAAAUAUAAUGUAGCUAGUUCAAGCUGAUGCUUUUCCCCCAAAAAAACCUACGUUUUAUAGUGCCUUUAGAAUUUAAUAUUGCAUUGAGAUUUUGUAGUGCUCAUUGCCUUUGUAGCAGAAAACACUAAUCUAUAUCAAUUCUUUUUUCAUAUAUAUAUUUUUGAAAGUAACUUUUGGAAGACAUUUUUGAAGUUAUGACGAGUGUUAGAUAGUGCCCUAUUUUUUGAAGGGAUGCGUCGUAUUAAGAAGAAAUAAGCUGAAAAAAAUCACUAAUGUGUUAAGAUAUGGCCUUCAGGAUACGAUCAAUGUCCCGAAGCGUGAGAUACAUCCCGAAACGCCGCAUGAUGGCUCAUCCUCCCGUCAACCUGAUCCUAAAGGAACCACAAGUUGGUUUCUACUUUCCAGUGUUUCUACUGCAGUUGUUGUUCUUCAGUGACCACGUCUGCAACCAAUACAGACUUCAUCUGUCUGAUAGCUGGACACUUGGUUUAAAGUCAGUAAGGUAACUCGUUUCGUCAUUUCCCACUGAACUGACCAAUGAUAGAAAUAUACGAGGUGGUAUCAAAAAGUUUUAAAGAAAGUACUUUAUCUAUGUUUACACACGAUCACACCUUUCCUGCCACUUCUGCGAUGUGUCCUGUAACUCUUCUUUUCAAAACAUGUCAAGCACCUUCCACUAUUCACGCUGGAUCUCCGCAGUGGUGUCCAAAUGGCGACCUUUGAGCCGGAUCUUCAUCUUCGGGAAGAGGGCGAAGUCCGCAGGAGCCACAUAUGGCGAGUAGGGUGAGUGCGGAAGUGAGAUCACGAUGUUUCCGACGAGAAACUCGCUAGGGAAAAGAGCUCGGUGACACGGUGGUCCAAAUAGCAGACGUAGAAUGGCACCAGUUGCAGAACCCCUGAUAUGCACAGGACGAUGUCUUUUGGCACACUGACUUAUGAAGGUUGGUGCUCCCUGUGACUGUGCAUGCGGCUUCACACUGCGCUCACGUUGGGGUGUUACAACUUUUCGAUUCCACCUUGUAGGUUUCUAGUAAUAACAGUUUCUCUCAUCAUAUUCAUAGUUCCAGGUUGUGUCUGAUGCAAUGAACAGAGAAG